Molecule: messenger RNA, 470 nt
Organism: Strongylus vulgaris
Lineage: Eukaryota; Metazoa; Nematoda; Chromadorea; Rhabditida; Strongylidae
Source: the annotation of a GenBank genome assembly
AUGGGAGUAGACUAUAACACCAAACGAAAGGCAGUUUGGGGAAGGGGUCAGAUCGAAACACUUGUGAGAAAGAAGAUGCAAUCUCGAGUUACUGCGCUCAUGGUUAAUGUGGAUAUGCUCUCCCCCCAGGAACUUUUCAAAAUCUUCCACGUUCCUAUCUACGACCGCUAUAAUAUAGUGCUAUCGAUAUUUAAGCAUUAUGCAAAGACACAAGAGGCUCGGUUGCAAAUUCAACUUGCUGAAAUCCCAUAUAUCAGAAGCCGAUUACAUCAUUUGAAUAAAUACCGCACUGAUCCAACAACACUACAUGUGGAACGGCAAUCGGAGCGAGCCAGUGUAGAUGAGUUUGAAGUACUACGGCUACGAGAGCAAAGCUUGCGGAAGAAGCUGCAGCAGGUUGUGGAGAAAAAUGUUGACAAAGCCGCCGAAGAAACGAGAGACGCCGCUAUGGUCGCUGUUGUGGGGUAAAC